Molecule: messenger RNA, 2002 nt
Organism: Drosophila subpulchrella
Lineage: Eukaryota; Metazoa; Arthropoda; Insecta; Diptera; Drosophilidae
Product: tektin-3
Exons: 4
Coding region: 16-1821 (601 amino acids)
Biological process (GO): cilium movement involved in cell motility; cilium assembly
Cellular component (GO): nucleus; microtubule cytoskeleton
Source: RefSeq, a predicted model, not a curated record
ACUGUAUAUCGACCAAUGCUCUGCUGGGCCAACGAGGAUCAUUAUUUGAGCCAACGCUACCCGAAUCCGCAGCAAAAGGCACCCGAAACACUGAAGAACCUUCUGUUGCGAUCCAGUGUACCAAUAGUGAGUGCUCCGAAUCCCGAGUGGGAGUUGCAAUCCGCCAGCACUAUGGCACCACUCAAAGGCCAGGAAGUGCUUAAGUUCCACAAACACUCUUAUCUCGAGAACCGCAUCUUCGAUCACCGUCUGGUCAAGGACAACCUUUUGGACAAGUGGCCCACAGCCGACAUGAACGAGUACAACGAGCGCAAGGACCACCGCAACCUAAUGGAGUCCUAUCCAUGGAGCCAGGCGGGCGCUCCUCCCUGCAUGGAGCCCGUCAUGGGACCCUCGAUCCCGCCGAGAGUUGGAGCAGCAUACGAGACGCCCACGAAGCACCCGUGGCGACCGGCAAUGGCCUAUGAGCUCAUCCAGGUGAAGCACCUACCCGAGCAGCCGGUGACCAACCAGCUGACAAAGCAGUGCUUCCUGCCCAAGGGCAUGAAGACGGACGGGAUGAUCUUUCCCAACCUUGUCACUGGAUUCGAUCGCAAUCCGCAGCAUGCUGCCCGGGCCGCCCUCUACACGCGUUAUACAAGCAACGAGUGGUACAACAAUAACAUGACGAAGUACUCCGAGUCCAACAUGAACCGCAACUUGUCCGAGCGCAUGCGCAACGACGCAGUGCGUCUGAUGCGGGAGACGGAUGAGAAGGCGACCUCGGGCCAAAGAGACGCCGGUCGAAGGCUGGGUGAACGGAUCACCGACCUGACGUUCUGGCGCAACGAGCUGAACGCGGAGCUGGAAAAGCUCAUCGCCGAGAUGUCAGACAUCAAUGAGCUACAGCGCCAGUGCGGCAAGGCGCUCCUCGACUUGGAGAUCCCCUUGCACAUCGCCCAGGAGUGCCUCUUCCACCGGGAGUCGCGCCAGGGCACCGAGAAGGUGCACGACAUCGUUGAGAAGGCACUUCUCGUAGAGAUCAACAACCUGAGAAACUCCCGCGACCGUCUGGGCGGCCUGCAUGAGAAGAUUGCGAAGCAGGCGCUCGACUGCCGCGGCGCCCAGCAUCUGCUCGAGGACGACGUGUCCCACAAGGAGUCCUCGCUGGGCAUCGACUCCAUGUGCCACCAGCUGAAUAACCACAGCCGCGGCAUAACCUACUACGGCGGCAUCGAAAAAUUUGAUCCCUCGGUCAGCACCCAGGAGUCGUGGGCCCAGGCUAGCAGCGAGCACGUCCGUCGUUCACAGGCGGAGCGGGCGAAGCUCUCUCAGCUGCGCAGCGAUGCCCAGAGCGUGGUUAACUCGGUGGCCACCACCGUGUGGGACUUCUGGAGCAACACCAAUAAUGCCUUCGAUCGGCGCUCUCAGGAGAUGGCCGAGGCAAAGAACCGGGUCCAGUUGCACCUGCAGAAGGUUCAGCAGGAGCUGUUCGACAUGGAGAAGCACCUCUUCCUGCUCCAGAAGGCCAUUCAGGACAAGUCCGGGCCGCUCAAGGUGGCUCAAACGCGGCUGGAGGCCCGAUCCCACCGGGAGGGCGUCGAGCUGUGCAAGGACCAUGCGCAGGACCGCCUCGUUCAGGAGGUACAGGAUAUCCAGGGCGCCGUAGAGACGCUGCACCACAAGCUGCAGGAAGCGGAGGCCACGCACCAGGGUCUUCUAAAAACGCGCUGCACCCUGGAGGUGGAUCUGAGGAACAAGGUCAACGCGCUGUUUAUCGAUCGGGAGAAGUGCAUGAGUCUAAGGCGCUCCUUCCCGGUCAGCAAUCUAAUCAAGUACUGAUUCAGUUCCGGCCUCCAAGCUCAGACCUCCCAUUGCACCUUAGCACUCGCUUUACCCGCCACCUAUGUCGUAGCCUGGUCACAGCAAGUUGGAAUCUGUGUGCCCACUCCAGUAAGCAAACCGUUUUCUUUCGGGAGCUUAGUAAAUCUUUUACUGGCAAAUAAACUAAACUUCAAAAAUA